UGUUGAAAAGUCAGUUAAAGUCAGUCAACAAGUCAAGAAUGAGUGUUCUGCUACCAAACUUUCAAUCCUCAAAAUUUUGUUAAACGUCUUGUGCCUUUAUUUUGGGUCGUCACUCUUCCUACGUUUCUAAAGAAUGUCUUACAGCAGUUUGGAUCAGAUUUACCGAAGCAUUCUUUUAUCCAAAUAUUUCGUGAAAGGUUGGGGUAAACCAGACAGUUUAAAAAGGCUUUUUAAGUUCAGACGAAUUAUAUCAAACAGGGAUUAUAUUUACAAAUUAAUUCCUAAAGAUUACCCGAUAACUAUUGAAAAGGAUGAAGUGUGGUCAGACUAUCGAGUCCUGGAAGGGCACUUCAGAUCUCCUUUUGAUAUACAUCUUCCCAACAUCAUGCCAGAAGAAGUAAAGAAAGCUCAUUUUCAAGUUAUAUUGCCGACAAAGUGGAAAGAAGAAAACUACAAACCUGUUUGCCUUCACUUAGCCGGAACUGGCGAUCAUUAUUUUUGGAAACGAAGAAAUUUCAUGUGCAAGCCUCUGCUGAGGGAAGCUGGUAUAGGAGGCAUAAUUUUAGAAAAUCCAUUUUAUGGAUCUAGGAAACCUGAAGAUCAAGUUCGGUCAAAUCUUCAUAAUGUAUCAGACAUAUUUGUAAUGGGUGGGUGCCUGAUGCUUGAGUCUUUGGUACUAUUCAACUGGUGUGAGCAACAGGGUUUGGGGCCUCUUGGUGUGACAGGGUUGUCCAUGGGUGGACAUAUGGCAUCGCUUGCUGCCACCAAUUGGCCAAAACCUAUUGUCCUUGUACCUUGCUUAUCUUGGUCUACAGCGUCUGGUGUCUUUACUGAGGGUGUGAUGAGUGGAGCAAUACCUUGGGAUGUUCUCAACUAUCAAUACUUUUCUGAUGACAUUUAUAGAGAAGAAAUUCGCAAAAUGGUCACUAUAAUAGAAGAUGAUGCGUUUAAAGCUGGACAGCAUUUCAUAAAAAAAUACUCUGACAAAAUAGACAAUCUUCAGAACUUGCAGCCAGACCAACAACAUGAAAAAGAAAAGUCUGAUUCCAAUUUAAAAUCUUCUAACGGAAUCCCUGCAUCUGAAGUACUCUCUUCUAAAGACCCUGGAAGCUGUCCAUUAAUGGCAGAAGGGGAUGAAAAGAAACAUGAUUCGGUAGACCUGCUAGCAAAGUCAUUUGCAGCUAUGUCAAACACCAUUGAAACUGAUACUGAAAGGGAGAAAACUGAUGCCGAGAAGGAGAAAGAACGACUAGGUAAAGAUAUUCUUGACAGCUUAGCGGACUCAAAAUUACAAAUGCUGACGUACAAAGUUAAGUCAUCAUCAGACCAGCCAGCUGAUGUGAAAAGAGAAGUGCAGGAUUAUCAGUUGAGGAAAGAUUUUGCUGUGCACAGGAAGUCUACUGUUUCAUCAUAUUUGUCAAGUGACUUAAACCAAGUUGUCGGACGGAAGCUUCCGUUUUCAUUGUUGGGAAUUUCACCAGCAAAAGUCCGUGAUGCAGAAGCCAUGCAGUUCAUGCGGGGCAUCAUGGAUGAGUGUACUCAUCUCAAAAACUUUUCAGUGCCUGUUGAUACUUCUCUCAUUAUUGCUAUAUGUGCGACAGAAGACGGAUAUGUACCUCGAGAGGGGGUAACCCACCUUGCAGAUGUUUGGCCUGGAGCAGAAGUGCGCUAUAUCAAUACUGGACAUGUUGGUGCAUAUUUACUUCAUCAGACUGCAUUCAGGCAAGCAAUUAAGGAUGGUUUUCUUAGAGCAAAAGAAAAAUUAAAUAUGCCUCAUUAGGUGCAUAAGUGGAGCAUAUCAUCAUUCCAGACAAAAAUAUUUCUAAAAUUUUGUUGGGCUUAAAUGAAAUAUAAAGGGACAGGUUUUAUAGAUUUUUCUAAAAACAUUUUUUGAAAAGUUUAUGUAAAACUUCAAACUUCCUGCAAAGCAUGGACCACAAUGAUGUUCUGAAAGUUUCGCGUCAUAAUCUUUUGAAUGAGUAGUUAAGACACCGGUCUGAAUCAUCGGUAUUAACAGUGUCAAAAGAUGCAUCAUAAUUUAUCAUUUUGUUGUUGUAUAUUUGAUUUGUAACUGGAUUUUUGUAUUAGUAUGAUGUGCCAGAAAUAAUGUAUUGCGUGCCUAUUUCAUGACCUGAUAGGGGUAAGUGAAUUAUGGUUAUCAUCUUAACCCAGGUAUAUUCUAGUCCUUGUCUGAAGACCUUUGUCUUAGUUAGUCUUUGUUAAAUAGGGAUAUAGUGUUAUAAAAGUGUCAGGGCUUUUCUCCCAUACUUUUAAGAAUGUUUGACCUGACCAAGUCUCAGCUGUGAUUAAUUAAUUCUACUACUGUAUAUUAGUUAUUUUCUCUUUCAAAUUUUAAUGCAAGGUAUAUAUUUUUUAAGUAUUUUAUUAAAUGAGGUUUAUUUAUGUACAACUCAGAAGCUCAUAAAGUAUUGCUUGAACAGAGCUUCCAAGAAAAUGCUGGGAAAUUUUAUUUAUCUCUUUUGUAUGACCUUUUUGUCAAUUGCCGUUUUAACUGAUUGGCAAAUUCUGUAGAUUAAAGAGGCUGGUUUUGACCACUGUGUGGUUAUACUUUAGUCAAUGUGUUGAACAUUCACCAUGUACCCUAUCCGUUUACUAUUUAUGUUGCUGUUUUAUCCGAAGUUCUCAAUUUGAAUUGUUUGCUGGCUAUGAAUUUUUGCAUUUGUCUUGUUCCAAAGCCAAUUUCUGAGGGCAUAUGCUGUCACUUUGCUCGUCUCUUUUAAAUGAAGAUUUCAAGAUAAGAUUUUCCAUGUUUGUUUUUUUCAGCACUUGUCUCUUCAUGUACUUCAGAUUCUUUUAAAUAAACAAAAAGAAUGCUCUA
Molecule: messenger RNA, 2839 nt
Organism: Frankliniella occidentalis (western flower thrips)
Lineage: Eukaryota; Metazoa; Arthropoda; Insecta; Thysanoptera; Thripidae
Product: protein ABHD18
Exons: 11
Coding region: 134-1780 (548 amino acids)
Source: RefSeq, a predicted model, not a curated record